AUGUUUAAAAUCAUAGGACACGAUAUGGUGCACAUGCAUGAAAAAUUGGAAUUGACUUCUGAACCUUUGCAAAAUGAACAAAUAAUGGAAAUAAUUAAUAAAAGAAUACGCACUAAUAUUCAAAGACACCAAGAGACAAUCGAGUUGAUGAUUAAUCAUUUCAGGUUAUUCAAAGCUUUGCAAAAACAAACGAAUAUGAAGUAUUUCAUUAUCAUAAUAUUGAUAAUCUCGGAAUUAAGUUUAGCAGGAUUCUGGAGUAUAGUUGUACUCGAAAAUAACAAAUUGUAUGCUUUAAAAAUGAUUGCAACAAUGAUUGCUACAAUGAUGAUUCUGUUAUACUUAAUUUAUUCAAGUGAAGACUUGAUGAACGCCUGUGAUCGUUUGAACCAGGAUUGUUAUGACGCUAAAUGGUACUUAUUCAAAGUAAAAGAAAGACGCUUGAUUCUUUUAAUGAUUCUCCGAACUGCAAAUCCUUGCACUCUCACAGCUGGUCCCACGGUUCAGAUGAAUUAUGAAACUUCUGCCAUUAUUUUGAAAAUGGUAUUAUCAUAUUUGAUGGCUUUUUAUCGCAUAAUGGGAGAUGGAAAUUGA
Messenger RNA from Trichogramma pretiosum, 591 nucleotides. Its product is annotated as odorant receptor 10a-like. The record is from RefSeq and is a predicted model, not a curated record. Gene Ontology annotation, molecular function: odorant binding; olfactory receptor activity. NCBI's taxonomy places the organism in Eukaryota, Metazoa, Arthropoda, Insecta, Hymenoptera, Trichogrammatidae. Bases 1 to 591 code for a protein of 196 amino acids. Gene Ontology annotation, cellular component: plasma membrane. The transcript is spliced from 6 exons. Gene Ontology annotation, biological process: detection of chemical stimulus involved in sensory perception of smell; sensory perception of smell.